AUGUUUGACGGUCCUGGAAUUGUAAGUAGGAUACGUGAUUCCAUCAUUGGGUAUCGUUAUUUGCACGAAAUUAAUAUCGUUCACGGUGAAAUUACGGCAAGAAACAUCUUUCUGAGUGGACCCGAUAAAACGGGUGUAACGAAAGUAAUUAUUGAUUCAGACUUGUCCUCGUUACGUGAGAACUACGAAGAGAAGGAUCUAUCAAGAGAUAUAACCGGUCUCACAAGGUAG
Molecule: messenger RNA, 231 nt
Organism: Blumeria graminis f. sp. triticale
Lineage: Eukaryota; Fungi; Ascomycota; Leotiomycetes; Helotiales; Erysiphaceae
Source: the annotation of a GenBank genome assembly